Molecule: messenger RNA, 645 nt
Organism: Paecilomyces variotii
Lineage: Eukaryota; Fungi; Ascomycota; Eurotiomycetes; Eurotiales; Thermoascaceae
Product: putative GTP-binding nuclear protein Ran
Exons: 5
Coding region: 1-645 (214 amino acids)
Biological process (GO): ribosomal subunit export from nucleus; protein import into nucleus
Cellular component (GO): nucleus; cytoplasm
Molecular function (GO): GTP binding; GTPase activity
Source: RefSeq, a predicted model, not a curated record
AUGGCUCAAGCCCCACCAACUUUCAAGCUCGUCCUCGUCGGUGACGGUGGUACCGGAAAGACCACCUUCGUCAAGCGCCACUUGACUGGAGAGUUUGAGAAGAAGUACAUCGCUACUCUCGGUGUUGAGGUUCACCCUCUCGCUUUCACCACCAACCUGGGUCCGAUCCAGUUCGACGUCUGGGACACUGCUGGUCAGGAGAAGUUCGGUGGUCUGCGCGAUGGAUACUACAUCAACGGCCAGUGUGGUAUCAUCAUGUUCGAUGUUACCUCCCGUAUCACCUACAAGAACGUUCCCAACUGGCACCGUGACCUUGUCCGUGUCUGCGAGAACAUCCCCAUUGUCCUGUGCGGUAACAAGGUGGACGUCAAGGAGCGUAAGGUGAAGGCCAAGACCAUCACUUUCCACCGCAAGAAGAACCUCCAGUACUACGAUAUCUCCGCCAAGUCCAACUACAACUUCGAGAAGCCCUUCCUGUGGCUCGCCCGAAAGCUGGUCGGCAACCAGAGUCUUGACUUCGUCGCCGCUCCCGCUCUCGCUCCUCCCGAGGUCCAGGUCAACCCCGAGCUCCUCGCUCAGUACCAGAAGGAGAUGGAGGAGGCCCAGAACCAGCCUCUUCCCGACGAGGAAGACGCCGACCUGUGA